AUCCAACCUCUCUGACAACAAUAACAAUAUUCCCGCCAAUUCCCGCGCUACUCGUGAAAUGGCAUGCCUUCAAAGUUAUUCACCCAAUUAUUUUGCAAUAAACGAUAUUUUGAGCUCCGAAGAACGUAUAUCUUGCAAAAUCGAAGUAGAAUUGCCGGGACUAGGUAGUCUUUGCUUUAUGUUUACUAACCUUAGCCAUCCUAACCAAACUACAUUGUUAUUAAUUUGCCGCCAAAUAGUAUCACCAUUACACAUAAUAAAUAAAUGCUUUUUGGAUUCAUCGUCCCAGUCUGAAAAUAUAAAGGUGGGAUCAAAACUGGAGUUUCCAUUAUGGUUAGCAGAGUCAUUGAAAAACCUGCAGAAUCCUGUAGUCACUGUUCAAAUACCAAAUAUAUUUAAAGAAGGAUACAGGGAAAUUUUAGGAGCUGAUGCAGAUGCUGUUACUUUAAGCAAAUGGAAUCCUUACUUCUAUGAGUUGGGAAUUCAUGUGCAGAAAUUUGGUGACAGAGAAUCCGACCAGAUAACUGAAAGUUUGUUACAGACAUUUAAGUCUCGUUUUCGAUUAGUUAUGGAUUGGGCUCAAAAUCCAAUAUCGGAUCCAACAUUGGAGACUCAACUUCCUCGACUUGAAAGAGAUCUUUUUCUGCAUGGAAGAAAGGCUAAAGUUCGAUUGUUAGAGUGGUUGAAAAUGGGUACUAAUAGCAUCCUUCCUUCUGAAAUUACAGCUAACUUGAAGAAACGAAAACGUUCAGACUACGAACUUGAGUGAAAUUUUUAAUUUAUAAAACAACUGUGUAAAUAUCCGUCAUUUAACUUUUUUAAUUAUGCAUGGAAUGAAUUGAUAUUUUAUGUAAUAAACUGUGCCUAGAAAUACGAAUAAAGAUUCGAAGAGAAA
Messenger RNA from Hylaeus volcanicus, 895 nucleotides. RefSeq names its product DNA replication complex GINS protein PSF3 (gene Psf3). Bases 59 to 769 code for a protein of 236 amino acids. Gene Ontology annotation, biological process: mitotic DNA replication initiation. The transcript is spliced from 4 exons. Gene Ontology annotation, cellular component: GINS complex. The record is from RefSeq and is a predicted model, not a curated record. Lineage: Eukaryota; Metazoa; Arthropoda; Insecta; Hymenoptera; Colletidae.